Molecule: messenger RNA, 2048 nt
Organism: Drosophila yakuba
Lineage: Eukaryota; Metazoa; Arthropoda; Insecta; Diptera; Drosophilidae
Gene: Cog6
Product: conserved oligomeric Golgi complex subunit 6
Exons: 4
Coding region: 16-1950 (644 amino acids)
Biological process (GO): intra-Golgi vesicle-mediated transport
Cellular component (GO): COG complex
Source: RefSeq, a predicted model, not a curated record
GUAUUUUCCAAACAUAUGUUUACUUUUCGGACACCUGGCCACUCUCAACUAUUUAAGAUGAGCUCGACGCACGAAAAACCGGAGGAGCUGGACAGGAUCCAGAAGAGGGUCAAUAAGAUCCUGGAGGCGCGCCUGGAGUCGGACAAGGACACAUUGGACGCUCUGAGUGGUCUAUCCACUUUCUUCACGGAGAAUACCCUUCAGAACCGCAGGAAUCUUCGUAGCCAGAUCGAACACCGCUCCGUGGGCAUUAACGAGAACUUUCUGAAGGCUUUCCGCCAAGUGAAGCUCUCCCUGGAUGCCGUGUGCGAAGAUCUGGACACGAUGGCCACGUCAGUGGAGACCAUGAAAUCUGAUCUGGAGACCUCAAAGGCGCUCACCAAGGAUCUCAUCAAGCAGACCAACACCAUGCAGCGGGAAAGGGACCGCUUGGAGGUCCACAAGCACAUUGCCCAAGCUUUUCUAGCCCGUUUUCAGUUAAGCGGAGCCGAGCACCAGUUGCUCUAUGGCGCUGCCAAGGAUGCACCAAUUGUGGCGGACUUCUUUCGCGUUUUAGACAGAGUACAAAGCAUCCACGCUGACUGCCGGCUACUGAUGCAGUGUGGCUACCAAACUGCUGCCAUCGACAUCAUGGAGGAGAUGACUUUGCACCAGGAGGGCGCUCUGGAGAGGCUCUACCGAUGGACCCAGAACCACUGUCGCAGUUUGGAAAACAACGAAAUAGGUCCGCUAAUUGUGGAAGCCAUGAGCCGGCUGCAGGACCGUCCUGUGCUAUUCAAAUACGUUAUUGAUGAAUACGCCAUUGCGAGGAGAGCAGUUUUGGUGCGUCAGUUCAUUGAAGCCUUGACAGAAGGGGGUCCUGGAGGAAACCCCAAGCCCAUUGAGCUGCAUGCCCAUGAUCCGAAGAGAUAUAUUGGCGAUAUGUUUGCGUGGCUGCAUCAGAGCAUUCCCACCGAAAAGGAGAACCUAUCGUUGCUGUUCAAGAAGUGCGAUAAGCAGGAUAUUUCCGACCAGCUGCAGAACGCCUUGGGUUACAUAGCCGAUGGAGUAUGUCAUCCUCUGAAGGUCCGAGUAGAGACCAUACUGCAGGCGGAGAAGGACACUAUUGUGUUGUUUACCAUUUCAAACCUGUUGCGGUUCUACCAGCAAAUAAUGCGCCAGGUGGUGCAGGGCGGCAGCCUGGAGGAGUGCCUGGUAGAGCUUCAGAAGAGCAGUGAGCAGAUCUACCUAGGCGCCUUGGCUGCCCAGGUGAGAAGUGUUUUGCAGCGACCUUCUGGAGGAUCGGGCUUGGCCCUGGAACCCCCGCAAAGGGAUCUUGUACCGCCGCCAAGCGUUGCUCGCUUGCUGAAUAUGCUCAAAGAGAUUCUUUCGGUGGCAACCAUGGUCGAUGGUCGGCAAGCAGACAUAACUAAGAUCGUAAGCUGCGUGAUAGAUCCGUUGCUGCAGUCCGUGCAAGAAAGUGCAGCCCAUCUGCCCACUGUGGACAUGGGUGUGUACCUUUUAAACUGUCUGCAUCACAUGCAAAGCUCGCUGGCUGUUUACGAAUAUAUGGACGAGCGCGUGGAGCGGCUCCAGGCGCAGUCGGAUGCCCAGUUGGACACACUAACCUCCGAGCAGGCCUCAUCUCUGGUGGCGAACCUCAAUCUGGGUCCCAUUUACGCUAUUCUACAGAGCAAUCAAUCCAAAAUUGAAACAAACCUGCUGAAGAUCUUCAUGUCCAAGAUGGACGCCUUUCUGGAACUACCCGAUGUAUUGCUCCUGCCGCAAGUGCAGCUCAUCAUGUCCAGCAGUCAUCGGGCCGCGGUUCAGAAGCGGUCUUUCAACGUGAUCGUGGCCAUCUACAAGCAGAUUUAUGAGCGAGUCCAUGAUCCGGCCAACGGCUUCGAGCAGCCGGAGCAGCUACUGCACAGGACGCCCGGUCAAGUGGCUCACAUCCUGACGUCCACUUAGUGGAUAGGUUAUUCCAAUUUCUAUUGUGCAUUACUAUAAUUUAUGUGUAUUUAUUAAUAAAUAUUUCUGUAUUUGGCUCUAAAUGGUAUACAAAAGUA